AUGCACUUCUCUACGCUUUUCGUUGCUGCUCUCGCGCCGGCCGUCUACGGCUACGGCGUAGCUCAUGUCCGAAUCAACGCCCACGACGAUUGCCCCUCGGGAAAGCUGCCUGGACGUUACUCCGAGGGAAAGACGAUCAAAGGAUCCUUUCCUCGGACGAUCGCCGCCACCCAGGACACCUGUGUCAAGGUGAAGGUGGAUCACCACGAUGACAUCGACUCCUACUCCUUCACCGCAGACGCCAUUACCAAAGACACUUUCCGAAAAUGCCACGGUCUCGGUAUCUUUGCCAACAAGGAAUGCGUUGGUAUUCCUGACUACAUUGUUCCCUUCCACCCGGAUGAGAACCACGCCCAGAGUCCUUGUCUUCCCGAGUAUGCUUUUGACAAGUUCCUGACGCUCAACCUUAUUUGUGAGGAUGGACACACUGUCAAACACCCUGUUCAAGAGGCCGAGGAAAAGGGAGAGGAAGAGAAAGGAGAUGCGAAGGAGGACGAAGAAGCCUCGCAACCCCAUCGUGAGGCUGCGAAGCCCCCAUCUAAAGAGCACCACGCGAAUACUUUCUUAGGUGGUCUUGGUCUGUGA
Molecule: messenger RNA, 585 nt
Organism: Aspergillus alliaceus
Lineage: Eukaryota; Fungi; Ascomycota; Eurotiomycetes; Eurotiales; Aspergillaceae
Gene: ccpA
Product: protein ccpA
Exons: 2
Coding region: 1-585 (194 amino acids)
Source: RefSeq, a predicted model, not a curated record